CCCUCCCUCGACGAUCAUUUCCCUCUCUCCCAUCACUCCCCGUCAUCCUCCUUCGGCUUUGCGCCAAGCCUGCUACUCCCUGAUUACAGUGCCGCACUGCCCCUGUUUCGAUCUCGGCUUGCCCGCCGCGAUGGCCGGCGUGCAGGGCGGCGAGGGCGAGGACGACGAGUUCUUCAAGAGCGUGUACGCGCAGGGCUACGCGCCGCCCGCGCAGCAGCAAGCUGGGGGGAAGGCGGAGAAGCGGAAGGCCGGGGAGGCGGAGAGCAGGCGGGAGCGUGAGGAAGGGGGGGUGGACGUGCCGACGGACUUUGGCGGGAAGUACAGCAAGGCGUGGGAGGCGAAGGCGAAGGCGGCGGAGCGCAACUGGAAGAAGCGGCGCGACGACGACCUCACGUGCCGCAUCUGCGGGGAGGCGGGCCACCCCACCCAGGGCUGUCCCUCUACCUUAGGCGGGGGCGGAGGCGGAGGGGGUGGCGGGGGCGGGGCGAAGCGCCACGCGCCGUCCGCGUCGCACCCGUUCGCGAUCAGCAUACCGGUGGCGGACCGGCGGAUGCGGUCGCGGAUAAUCGGGACGGCGGGCAUGGUGGUGCAGGGGCUGGAGAAGCAGACGGCCUGCCGCAUCCAGCUCGAGGACGACCCCGCCGCCGGUGACGGCGCCUUCGUCGUCAAGAUCUCGGCGGGUGAUCGCGAGACGCUGGCGGCGGGGGAGAGCGUGCUGCGCGGGUACAUCGACCAGCUGCAGAUCGACAGCCUGCGGAAAGGCGGCGGGAUUCUGGGCGGCCCGGCGGCCGUGCAGAUGGCGCUGGCGGCGCUGGCGCACGACCCCGCGCAGCAGCAGCUGCAGCAACAGCAGCAGAUGUGGGCGGCGGCAACGGCGGGGGCGGCGGGGGCGGCGGGGGAGGCGGAGAUGGUGAUCGGGGGAGAGGCGGAGGACGCGACGCUGAGGCUGAUAGCGGCGCAGCUGGAGGCGCAGAGGCAGGCGGGAGGCGCCAUGGGAGGCGCAAUGGGGGGCGCAAUGGGGGGCGCAAUGGGGGGCGCAAUGGGGGGCGCAAUGGGGAUGGCGGCUGAUGGCGGGGCGAUGGGCGCAGUGGGGCCGAUGGGGCAGAUGGGGCAGAUGGGGCAGAUGGGGCAGAUGGGGCCAAUGGGAGCAAUGGGGCCGAUGGGCGCUUAUGGGGGACAGGUAGAAUCGAGUGGUAUGGGUGGUGCAGGCAUGCCGAUGCUGCAGCUGCCGCCGCAGGCCGCGCUGCCGGCGUCGGUGGAGGAGCUAGAGGCGCUGGUGGCGGGUGAGACGAGCAUGCUGCAGCAGGCGCAGGCGAGGGAGGAGAAGGAGGAGACUGACCGCCACACGCUCCGCAUGGAGGAGAUUCGGGGGCGCUUCACAACGCUCAAUUCCAACCUUUCCGCCCGCCAGGCGCAGCAGCGCGCCCAGCUCUACCUCUCGCUCAGCCAGCAGCACCCGCACCAGUUCCAACCUCCCCCGGCCCACCCCCGACCCCCGCUGAAGCCCCAAAUUCAGCCCCAUUCCCAGCCGCAGUCCCAGCCCUCGGCGCAGCCCCAGCCCCAGCCCCAGCCCCAGCCGCAGCCGCAGCCUCAGCCGCAGGUGCAGCCCCAGGCACAGCAGCAGGCGCAGGCGGUAGCACAAGGUCAGGCUGCGGGGCAGGGAGGCGGGGCUUAUGGCUAUGAGGGCUAUGGGCAGCAGCAUUCUGGCAGCCAGGGAUGGCAGCAGCAGCAGCAUCACCAGCAGCAGCAGCAGCCAGCACAGCAGCAACAGGGUGCACAGCACAGCUAUAGAGGGCAGGGUGGGGCUAGUGAGUACAGCCAAGCCUCGGGAUAUGGCUACUCAGUGCCUUCCUCAAACCCUGCUGCUGCCGCUGCUCCCGCUGGCGGUGCAUGGAACCAGCCUGCACCCAGUCCCGGGGCGCAUGGCGGUGGGUACUCAGCUCCUGCUGCAGCGCCAAUGGGUGGCACGGCUCCUGCCUACAACUACCAGCAGCAGCAGUACCCCCCUGGAACCAACCCUGCGCCGGGUGUGGAAGCUGCGGGGCCAGGAGCUCCAGGUGUUGGGCAGUACCAGUCGUAUGGCGGGAAUGGAUAUCAGCAAUCUCCUGCCCCAGGUGCAGCUAACGCAGGUUACUAUCCCGGUCAUGGCGGUGGCCCUCAAGGGCCAAACACAGGGCCUCCAGGUGCAGGACCCCCUCACGCUGGUUACUACGGGUCUGGGUAUUAAUGUAAUAGUUGCCUUUCUGCUGAUUUGAUCCUGGAAGCUGUCAGCAAAAAUAUUCAUGCGCUUUACUAGCUUAGGUCGCUAAUGUAAUUUGUCUUCAGGA
Messenger RNA from Closterium sp. NIES-67, 2327 nucleotides. The record is from the annotation of a GenBank genome assembly. NCBI's taxonomy places the organism in Eukaryota, Viridiplantae, Streptophyta, Zygnematophyceae, Desmidiales, Closteriaceae.